GGAAGCUGCAGAAAGAGAGCGAGAGAGAGAGAGGGAAAGAGAGAAGAGAGAGGGAUACAGAGAGAGAGAGAGAGAGAGAGAGAAAGAGGAGAGGAUGCUGAUGAUCCACACUCGGCCAAGCGGAGUCUUUUUUUUUUGCUGUUGAAGGGAAUUAAAUAAGGACUAUUUCGCAAAGAAGGAAGGACAAGGUGGCCGACAUUUAUUUUGAAAAGCUUCCAAAAUCUAUUUUACAUCCUUUUUCAGAUUUUUCUUCGCAUCCCUCCUCCUCCUCCUCCUCUUCCUCCUCCACCUUCCUCCUCUUCUUCUGAGAGGCCCGCGAGCUGUCUCACGCUGCAGGAUUUUCCUUCCACCACCUCUUAUUUACUUUUAUUUAUUUAUUGUUAUUACUGUUUUUGUUGUUUGACUGCUCGCGAGCCUCAGUCUGCCGGUGCACGCGAGCGCAGAGAGAGAGAGAGAGGGAGAGAAAGAGAGAGCGAGAGACCCCCCGGAGGGAGCUGUCCGGUGCUGAAGUUGCAUUUCUCCUCUUUCUCGUGCACGUGAACCAGACAGAAGACGAGCAGAGAAGAAAGAAGGAAGACAUUUAAAGAAAAAAAGAGAGGUGAAGACUUUCCAGCGGAUCAGUGCAAGACAAUCUUCCUCCGUCCUCUGCGUGUGUGCGUGCGUGUUUGCGCGUGUGUGUGUGACGGGUUGAAACCACCACCACGCUGGCCAGGCCGUCGUGGAUCGGCUGUGUUGUUUGUGAGUGUGUGUCGUUGUGUUGAGUCGGUGUCGCACCAUGCCAAGGUCCUUCCUGGUGAAAAAGGUGAAACUAGAUGAUUUCUCCACGGCGGAUCUGGAGAGCGUCUACCGGCACAGGACAGACCUCAGCCUGCGGCUCCAUGACAAAGGUGGUUACAUCAGUGACUACAUCAGCCCUGUUGUGUACGAUGCUGAGAGUGACAGUGGGAUCAAGGUGCCGUCUCCCGACCCUCUCUACGACGGCAUCCACAGCGACUACGGGGCCCCUGACUCUGAGUCACCCGACAGCCCCAGCUCAGAGAUCACCGAUGGCUACAUCAACGGAGAUGCUGCAGUGAGUGAUGGUUACUCAGUCGAUGCCUUCUACAUCACCGACGGCCGCUCGAGGAGGAAAGCUAUCAGCAGCCCCAGGACCAUUCAGAGGCACACCUGCAACGAGUGCGGCAAAACCUACGCCACGUCCUCAAACCUGAGCCGGCACAAACAGACACACCGCUCACUGGACAGCAAGCUGGCAAAGAAAUGUCCGACCUGCGGGAAGGUGUACGUGUCCAUGCCCGCCAUGGCCAUGCACCUGCUCACUCACGACCUCAAGCACAAGUGUGACGUGUGCGGGAAGGCGUUCAGUCGACCUUGGCUUUUGCAGGGCCACAUGCGCUCGCACACGGGCGAGAAGCCGUUCGGGUGUGCCCACUGCGGGAAGGCCUUCGCGGACCGCUCGAACCUGCGCGCUCACAUGCAGACCCACUCGGCCUUCAAGCACUUCAAGUGCAAACGCUGCGACAAGACCUUCGCGCUCAAGAGUUACCUGAACAAGCACUACGAGUCCGCCUGCUUCAAAGGCCCUUUCUCUCCUCUCGGCCCCUUAGAUGCAUGACCCCCCGCAUAGAUGAAACAAAUGGACUAAACUGCAGAAAUAAGUCGCCAUUAUCCUUAAAGACUGAACUGCAGACACAAACAAUCUAUUUUUGGUCAGAGUAUGACCUUGCUUCCCCUCCUCCCUCUCUCUCACUUCCCCCUCACCUCGCUUUCCCUUGGAGCCUAUUCGUGAUGAUGACGACGAUGAAGAUAGCACAAUUUUUCUCCUUGAGAUUUGCCCACUUAAGGAUUUAACUGAUCUACGCAUGCACUUCCUCAAAAACUCUUCACCUCCUCUUCCUCUGUCUGUUCCAGAUAGAGACAAUAAUACUGACACGGCUUCCUUCUGGCAUCUAAAUACAGUAUGACACCGUAUAUUUUGGGACACUGAUGAUGAGGAUGACGACAAAGACGAUAGUAAGCCUAGUUACUGCGUUCCUCCCUGCACUGAAACACAGUGAAAGAGUUUUCCCUCUUAUUUUCUUUUUUGGGGGGAAUAAUAGUAAUAAUGAUAGUAAUAAUAAUGAUAAUAAUAAUGUUCUGCUGCACCAAGUGACCAUAAUCUCUCCACCACUGAGGUAAAAAUAUUAUUUAUAUAUUUAUUUAUUUAUUUAUAUAUUUGUUUAUUUCAUUUAUUUUUUAUUUAUUGUGAGUUUAUACUUGAUUUGUUGCACUUUCAUUUCUGUGUAUGUAGGAUAUUUGCUAACCUCUUUUUAUCACUACAGGCCAAAGCAUAUGUCACUUUUUUUGAGUACAAUUCUUUUCUUAUUACGUUUUUUUCUUUUCUUAUUAACGUUAUUGCAUGCAAAAAAAAAAAAAUGAAAUCUAUGCCAACAUCAUAAAAAGCUUAUGAUUUUUUUGCCAAAAUCCAAUAGAUAGAACCUGAGGGCAAUAUUUUUUCGUGGAGCCUCCGUAGGACUCUUCAAAAGCAAUAAUCACCUAAUGCAUGGUAUUUUAUGAUGACGUUAUGAAGUAUUACCUACUACUGUAUAGCAGUUUAAAAAUCAGGUAUGUUUUACUUCACCUAUAGUCAUAAACAGAUAAAUACGAAUAUAACAGACAUCAGGGAACAUGCCAAUGUAGUGUUAGAGUAACAAAAAGAAAACGUCCUGUCUUUCCUCUCUUGUUAUGCACUGCCUGCCUCUUAGUGAGUAGAACUAAUGUAGGAUGUAGGCUAGAGAGGCUGGGAUCAGCUGCCUGCUUGGUAUGAGGCCUAUUGUAGGAUAACUACCACCCUGACAGACCUGCACCAGGAUAACUCUGGCAUUACAUAAGCAGGAGAAGUCUACAUUCGGAUCAGGCCACACAACAUUUUACUCAGAUCGGAUUCCUUGACCAUUCAUGAGAGGUUUCUGGGAUGUAAACAAUUACAUUCAGAGGUUCUGAAAACACCUUUCAUGUUUUAUGCAGCAACAGGUCUGCGCAUUUCCAUAAUGUAAAGAGGCAUCUUAUCUCUCUUUUCAUACAAACAAAACUGGAACAAACUUUUAGCAAUCAGACUGGAGAAGCAUGCAAUGAAAAGUGCACCGACCCAGUACGACACAUGGCAUUUUGCAAAUCUGAGUAUAUUUUCAAUAGAAAAGCACCAAGUCAAAGUUUGGUGCAUUGUUGAAGUUGGACAGAGGUCAAUGCAUUAUUCAACUUCCCUUCCAGAGCACUUCCAGACCAUACAGUAACAGUGUGCAUUCUUAAACCACAGAGAAAAGCAUGCACUUAAGCUGGAUGGUCUGAAUCCAGCUUCACUGUUACAGUCCUGAUUAUUCUGCAGUAGGCCCCAUCCAUCCCUAACAGGCCGACCAUAGGCAAACUCUUUGAGUGAUUAUUAUUCCUACAGACAGGCCCGACUGUAAUCAUCCCGAACCCAUAGACGGUUAUCGUUCAAACUAACUGGCCAAUACCAGUGUUGCUGAACCCAGUUCUCUGCAGCUCAGAAACCUUUUCUUCAGAUCCAUGGAGCUUCCUGAGAGACAGACUGAGGGACACACACAUCUGCACAAAAAUAAUGAAGCGCUUGUUUGUGUUCAUACAUCGUCCUGUACGUCCGCAUCGUAACUCUGCAUAGACACUUUCCCACGUGGCCGCACACGUGAGAACACGAUGCCUGCUGACGAGCUGUUUGGGGGUGAUGAAAAUCUAUUUACAGUCAAACUUUCAACAACUGAAAAGAAACAGGUUUAAUGAUAAGAUGCAGGUUUAUAACAGAGACAUUCUGAUAAUUGCUUCCUCGUGCAUGAGCUUCCUCACUUACAGCCUGGGUCAAUUUAUCGAGUGACAAAAGUCUACAUUCUAUGAUAAAUGUUGUGUUGCAUAACAAGUCAAUUAGAAGGAGGCAGUUUUCUGUUGUGACUGGAGCGAUCAGUGUGUGAGUCAGCAAACUGCAGGUCUUAUCUCUCUUCCCAAUGUGUGAACCAGAUUCGAGCUGCAAUUACUUGAAUUGUAUCAGACGAUUAGUCAUAGAGCUCCGUCUUGUUAGGGCUCACAUUUUAGUUUUUGUCUUUUUUUAUCUGUGAUUUUUAAGUACUGGCCGCAAUAAAUCUACAUGGCUGAGUAAACAUGCAAAAUAGGUAAAAAACAUUAGAUUAGGAGCUCAAACUAAAAUGCUAGUCAAAUACAGCUGAAUGUGAAAAUGACAGAGUGUGACGAAGAGCCCAUAUAUGCAAAGAAAACAAAAGCAUUACCCUCAUUUUUCUUUACACAUCUCGGAGACAUCGAAACCCUGGAAGAGAUAGAAAAUAACAAUAUGCUAUUACUCAAACCGCUAACUCUAAAAUCUGGUUUCUUUCCUCUCUGUUUGAAUGAGAAUGUAAGCAGUAAACACACUGCUGCUACUGUAGUGACUGAUGACAGUGUGACGGGUACAAAGUUGUUAAAAAAUCCCGCUAACAGUAUUUCAGGCUGCAACGUCUCCAGUUGUUGUUUACGCGUCACAGAUUGUUCCAUUGUGUAUUCAAACACUUUGCACAUUUGCACUGCGGUCGAAACAUCUUAAGGGUAUUUGGAUGAAGUCGUCGUUGUCCUGCUGGUGACCGGUGUUCAGGAGUUUGUGCGUCUGUCUCUGGGUGAGCUCCAGGUCUGAUCUCUCUAAGCACUUCCAUUCUAGUCAUUUCCACCUUAAAGAAAGUAGCACAAUGAAACUAACUAGAAUUCAGGUAGAGAAGAAUUAAAAACCUUGUACUAGCUUGACCUCUCUUCUUUUUUUGUAUUUCCAAGUUAAAGAAUGAUGAUAACCUAAAUAAUCAUUUAUUGCAAGAGGGUUUGUAAAGAAUCCUUUGGAUUGAUACAUUUUUACUGCUGUAUAGCGAUUAUCUGACACACCUUAUCUCGGGAGGUCUGCAUCUCUGGUGCAGAGAGACGACGUCCUGGGUUUUUUUGAGCCAGUAUUCAAACAAUGUAAGCACAAUGAGCACAAAGCAUUUUGUGGCACUUCAUAAUAAAGAAUAAUCUUAACAAGCCAAGGCAGCAUGUUGCA
This is a messenger RNA of Hippoglossus stenolepis (Pacific halibut), 5065 nucleotides long. RefSeq names its product transcriptional repressor scratch 1. NCBI's taxonomy places the organism in Eukaryota, Metazoa, Chordata, Actinopteri, Pleuronectiformes, Pleuronectidae. Gene Ontology annotation, molecular function: DNA-binding transcription factor activity, RNA polymerase II-specific; RNA polymerase II cis-regulatory region sequence-specific DNA binding. Gene Ontology annotation, biological process: regulation of DNA-templated transcription. The transcript has 2 exons. The coding region runs from base 776 to 1615 and encodes 279 amino acids. The record is from RefSeq and is a predicted model, not a curated record.